This is a messenger RNA of Branchiostoma floridae (Florida lancelet), 1197 nucleotides long. RefSeq names its product P-selectin-like. Lineage: Eukaryota; Metazoa; Chordata; Leptocardii; Amphioxiformes; Branchiostomatidae. The transcript is spliced from 8 exons. The record is from RefSeq and is a predicted model, not a curated record. The coding region runs from base 1 to 1197 and encodes 398 amino acids.
AUGCGCCUCCACCUAUUCCUCCUGACCGUGGUCCUGUUGCUGUCACUGACGGACGUGGAGGGCUGGAGACGCCGCCGCCGCCGCAGGUGUCCCGUGGUGAACUGUAGCUGGAGCGGCUGGUCGCUAGGCACGUGUAGCGCCUCGUGCGGAGGGGGCACUGCUCCGUGUACCAGUGCUCCAUCUCACGGCACCAUAUCUGGCAGCUACUACUACGGUAACAGAGUGACGUUUGGCUGCCAUUCCGGCUACAGCCUGCGGGGCAGUUCCAGACGCACGUGCCAGGCUAACAGGGCCUGGAGCGGCACCCAGCCUAGAUGUACAAGAAAGCUCUGUCAGCGACUCUCAUCUCCAUCCCACGGACAAGUCACCGGUGGACACGCCUAUGGUGACGUCACGACCUUCACCUGUGACACUGGGUACGAGCUGCAAGGUGACGCCAGGCGGACCUGCCAGGCCAACCAGCAGUGGAGCGGGGCUCAGCCAACGUGCUCAAGAAUAAGAUGCCCCACCCUCAGUGCUCCAUCUCACGGCACCAUAUCUGGCAGCUACUACUACGGUAACAGAGUGACGUUUGGCUGCCAUUCCGGCUACAGCCUGCGGGGCAGUUCCAGACGCACGUGCCAGGCUAACAGGGCCUGGAGCGGCACCCAGCCUACAUGUACAAAGGUACAAUGUCCCACGUUGUCCGCACCGGCACACGGCUCCAGCACCGGCGCUACUUUCUUCGGAGACACUCUGAGCUUCGUGUGCGACACUGGGUACGAGCUGUACGGCAGCUCUGACAGCGUCACGUGUCAGGCCGACCAGACGUGGUCUGCAGCAGCGCCAUCUUGCACAAAAAUAGUCUGCCCUGAUCUCUCCCCGCCGCUGAACGGUCACGUUACGGGAGGUACCGAGUAUGGAGACACGGCCGUGAUGACGUGUGAUGAAGGGUUCAGUCUGGUUGGUGACGUCACACGCACCUGUCAGGACAACAAGCAGUGGUCGGGCACACAGCCGACAUGUCAGAGAAAAAGCUGUCCGCAGCUGUCAGCUCCGGAUAACGGCGGCGUGUCGGGAGGAGUCCUGUUCGCAGACACAGCAAACUUCACGUGUGACCCUGGGUACGAGCUGGUGGGGUCCGCCAGUCGGCUGUGCCAGGCUAACCAACAGUGGAGCGGGACACAACCGUCCUGUCAGACAUUCGCUGGGCUGUAA